ACAUUCGCUCAAGAAACCGACGAUCGAAGAUCCUAAUAUGUUGAAGUAUGUUUUACAAGAAUUGGCAAAGAAAAGGGGCAAGAGUAUUGAUGAAAUUGAGAAUGAUUUAAAAAGUGCAGAGGAUGAAUUGUACAUCAUUCCAGAGCAUCUUAAGGUGAAGAGGAGGAACUCAGAAGAAAGUUCUACACAGUGGACUACUGGGAUUGCAGAAGUUGAACUCCCUAUUGAAUUUUCGCAUGCAUCCAUCUCGAUGACGAUGAUGCUUAUCUCAACAUAUGGUGAGUCUCAAUCUGCCCUACAUUCCUAGUCAAGCAACCGUCUUGUAUUUAUUUAUUUAUUUUCAUAAAUUC
Messenger RNA from Magnolia sinica, 350 nucleotides. Its product is annotated as protein COP1 SUPPRESSOR 2-like. Lineage: Eukaryota; Viridiplantae; Streptophyta; Magnoliopsida; Magnoliales; Magnoliaceae. The record is from RefSeq and is a predicted model, not a curated record. Gene Ontology annotation, cellular component: spliceosomal complex. Gene Ontology annotation, biological process: mRNA splicing, via spliceosome. The transcript is spliced from 4 exons. The coding region runs from base 38 to 307 and encodes 89 amino acids.